This is a messenger RNA of Coniosporium apollinis CBS 100218, 630 nucleotides long. RefSeq lists its product as uncharacterized. The record is from RefSeq and is a predicted model, not a curated record. The transcript is spliced from 3 exons. Bases 1 to 630 code for a protein of 209 amino acids. Lineage: Eukaryota; Fungi; Ascomycota; Dothideomycetes.
AUGGACAAGGCAGACGAUCAGGCUCAUCCAUACAGAAAUCAAUCUAUAAGAAAGGACAAGGCAGAUCCGGAAUCAGAGCGUCAAGCUCUAAUGGAUGAAAUAGAUCAAAAGCUGGAGCAUUAUGGCAUAGACAAGCUGCUUGUCAGAGAACAGGAAUCGCUGCUGAUGGAAAAGCCGACAAAGCGCAACUAUCGUAGCCUGAUAAACUACAUCUGGAACGAGAAACCCAUUGUGCGAUCGGAAAUGACGUUCCUCAACCCAGCGGAUGAUUUCGUGAUCUUGAGUAAAGAACAAGAUUCGCCAUUCCACGUGAGGAUUGAGAAAAUGCUUCAGAAGAGUGGCAAGGAUUGGCCCAAGCGCCUGUUCAGCACACCAGAACAACGCCAGAAAACGCAAGACUCCGCUAUUGAUUUAUAUUCCAAGACACGGAUCAACUACCUGGUCCAGGCAAUCGUUACUCUUGUUAUUAUUAUCUUGCUCAUGACCCCGAUUUGCUUGCUCUUCUAUCUUGACUCCAACCGUGAGGUGAAGAUCGUAGUAGUCCUUCUAUUCGUGUCGCUCUUCCCAGCGACAAUAACAAUCCUCGCCCGGCCAAAGAACCAUGAAGUCUUUGCGGCGACUGCUGCGUAA